AUGGAAAACACCAAGCAACACAACAAACAGGAAAAAAGACAAGUUAAACAAACUAGCAGCUCAUUCAUAGAACCAACACAGAUCGCUUACUUCAUCAAACAGGCAAGAUGGCCGAGUUGGUCUAAGGCGCACGGUUCAGGUCAACCUGAUCCCGAUGGUUUCAUAACUAUCUCCGUGUCUCGCAAGAGGCGUGGGUUCGAAUCCCACUCUUGUCAUAUCUUUUUGUAG
Molecule: messenger RNA, 228 nt
Organism: Penicillium nucicola
Lineage: Eukaryota; Fungi; Ascomycota; Eurotiomycetes; Eurotiales; Aspergillaceae
Exons: 2
Coding region: 1-228 (75 amino acids)
Source: RefSeq, a predicted model, not a curated record